Messenger RNA from Populus nigra (black poplar), 1772 nucleotides. Its product is annotated as UBP1-associated protein 2C. The transcript is spliced from 2 exons. Gene Ontology annotation, molecular function: RNA binding. The coding region runs from base 159 to 1487 and encodes 442 amino acids. Lineage: Eukaryota; Viridiplantae; Streptophyta; Magnoliopsida; Malpighiales; Salicaceae. The record is from RefSeq and is a predicted model, not a curated record.
UCUUCUAUACAGUAUAUAGAAUGAACCGGCUCUUCUACAGCACCCCUUUCAAUUCUUACUAAUUUGCUAACCUAUCCUCCUCUCCCUCUUUCUUCCUAAGGAUAUUAGGGUUUAUCGCUCACCCUCUUUCUCUCUCAAAAGUACCCCUCCCCCUCUCGAUGCAGAUGGAUCCAACAAAGAAGCGCAAGCUCGAAGAAAACGGCAUCGUAUCAUCCACCACCGACCUAGACUCUCCUUACAAACUAACCCCUCAAGACGCCCGCAAGAUGAUGGAACGCUUCACGCCUGACCAGCUCCUCGAUAUUCUUCAAAACGCCGUCGUACGCCACCCAGACAUCCUUGAUGCCGUCCGAUCCAUCGCAGACCCGGACGCCACGCAACGGAAGCUCUUUAUACGCGGCCUUGGAUGGGAAACCACAACGGAAAAUCUCCGAAAUCUGUUCUCUACUUACGGGGAAUUAGAAGAAGCGGUUGUAAUCCUUGAUAAAAACACCGGAAAGUCGAAAGGGUACGGUUUUGUUAUCUAUAAGCAUGUCGAUGGUGCGUUAUUGGCUUUGAAAGAGCCCAGUAAGAAAAUUGAUGGGCGCGUGACUGUCACGCAACUAGCGAUAGCGGGGAAUUCAGGUGCCAAUAAUAACAAUAAUUCUUCCGCCAAUCCUGGUGUUGUUGAUGUUGCAAUGCGGAAGAUCUAUGUAGCGAAUGUGCCGUAUGAAAUGCCGUCGGAUAAGUUGUUGAAUCAUUUUGCGCAGUAUGGGGAGAUUGAGGAGGGUCCGUUAGGUUUUGAUAAGCAAACAGGGAAAUCGAAAGGGUUUGCGCUUUUUGUUUAUAAGACGGCAGAAGGAGCGCAGGCUGCUUUAUUAGAGCCGGUGAAGAUGAUUGAAGGGAGGCAGUUGAAUUGUAAGUUAGCAAUUGAUGGGAAAAGAGGGAGGCAGCCUGGCGGGGGGCAAGGACCAGGGCAAGAUGGAUUGCAAGGACAGGUGCAGGGUGGGAAUGUUCAUGGAGAUGGUGGAAUGGGGAUGGUGCUGCAGACAGGGUAUGGCGCGCCAGGUGGAUAUGGUUCUUAUGGUGGUGCGUUUUCGAGUGGCGUGCCUCCAAUGGGUGGUCACCAGCAGCAGCACCACCAUCCUGCUGCUCCUUUGAAUGCUUCACUGGGUGGGCCUGGGUUGGGGUCUCAGGGGGUAGGUGGUUUGAGUGGUACUGGGGGUGGUAGUUAUGGCCCACCUUAUGGUGGGUAUGGUGGACCAGGUUCUACAGGAUAUGGUGGAUUGGGUGGUGGCGGUGCCGGCGUCGGUGCUUCUGUUGGUGCGUCUUCAUCGUUUAGGUUGCCACCAAGUUCAGUUGGAAUGCCUACUGGUGGAUAUCCAGAUCCUGGGCAGUAUAGCUUGUCAUCAUCAAAUGCUUCAUUUCCAAGUCAGCAUCAGGGAGCAUCCCCUGCACCAAGGGUUCCAUCUGGGGGAAUGUAUCCAAAUUUGCCACCUUACUAUUGAGGUGUAUGACAGCUUGUUGGGCGCAGAUGCUUUUUGUGGUACUCGUGAUUGCCUGAUUGCAGACUAUAGGGUCUCUGGUUGAUGAAUGUAUUAGCUGUGCUUUUACAUCCGCUUCUUCACUUCAUUUGCACUUUUAAUCGUGGUUCAUUUUUUAGUGUUUGUUCUUUUUUAGAUAAACGAGUGUUGGUUGUUAAGAUGACUGAAUAGACUAGUCUUUGUACUGUUGUCCGAAGCUAUGCACAACUUGGAAUUAAUUAUAUCAAUAAGACAUGAGUAUUGAUAAUA